This is a messenger RNA of Hevea brasiliensis (rubber tree), 2790 nucleotides long. RefSeq names its product receptor-like serine/threonine-protein kinase SD1-8. Gene Ontology annotation, molecular function: ATP binding; protein serine/threonine kinase activity. Gene Ontology annotation, biological process: protein phosphorylation; recognition of pollen. Bases 72 to 2564 code for a protein of 830 amino acids. The transcript has 6 exons. The record is from RefSeq and is a predicted model, not a curated record. NCBI's taxonomy places the organism in Eukaryota, Viridiplantae, Streptophyta, Magnoliopsida, Malpighiales, Euphorbiaceae.
AUUAUAUUUGGGUUAUUUAUUGUCAAAAUUAGAACUAUCUCGCCUGGAAAAUUAUUCUGUAGGCUGUAGCCAUGGGUGUUAACAACAAUCCAUGGUUCAAGCUUUGUUUUCUCUUCGUGUGCUUCUGUUUCCAGUCACAUAUCUCUUUUGCUGCAGGUAAAAUCUGUGGAAAUCAGUCUAUCUCCGGCAAGCAAACCAUUUCGUCUGAAACAGGGGAAUUUAUACUGGGUUUCUUCACUCCAGGUAACUCCUCAAAAUACUACGUAGGAAUUUGGUUUAACAUUCCUGAACAGACCAUAGUUUGGGUAGCAAAUAGAGAUAAACCAGUUUUUGAUAUUUACACUUCAGAUAUCAGAAUAUCAAAUGGUAAUUUAGUUCUCUUUAAUGAAUCCGGUAUUAUGAUAUGGUCAACAAAUUUGAGCUCUACAAAUUCAAGCUCUUUGGAAGCAGUACUUCUCGAUGAAGGAAAUCUUGUUUUGAGAGAUGGGCCUAGUUCAUCAGACCCACUGCUAUGGCAGAGUUUUGAUCAUCCAACUCAUAUAUGGCUCCCUGGUCCUGGUGCUAAGCUUGGAUUCAACAAAAUCACCAAAAAAAGUACACGUCUUACUUCAUGGAAAACCAAUGAAGAUCCUGCGCCAGGUUGCUUUUCUCUUGAGCUGGACCCCAAUUCAACCAGUCAAUUUUUUAUCUUACGGGAUAUGUCUAAUAUUUUGUGGACUAGUGGUCCUUGGAACGGACAAAUCUUUAGCUUAGUUCCUGAAAUGAGAUUGAAUUAUAUCUUUAACUAUAGUUAUAUUGACAAUGAAAAUGAAAGCUAUUUCCAGUAUUCUCUGUACAAUAAUUCUCUCAAAUCUCUACUCAUCAUGGAUGUUGGAGGGCAGAUUCAACAGAGAACAUGGUUACAGCCCGCCAAGCAAUGGAAUGUGUUUUGGGCUGUGCCGAGGAUGCAAUGUGAAAUGUAUGCCUACUGCGGGGCAUUUGGAAUCUGCAACAAGGAAUCUGAGCCUCUUUGUAAUUGCUUGGAAGGUUUUGGUCCAAAGUCGGUAGAUGAGUGGAAUUCCAGGGCUUAUUCUGAUGGAUGUCAAAGGAAAACCAGUUUGCACUGUGGGAAUUCCAGUCUUGUUAAUAAGAAGAGUGACCGAUUUUUGGAAAUUCGCAGCAUAGUAUUACCAGCAAAUCCAAGGCCAUGGGCAAUGGCAGUUGGGAAUGCACAGGAAUGCGAAUCCACUUGCUUGAAUGAUUGUUCUUGCACUGCUUAUGCUUAUAAUGGCAGUCACUGUUCAUUUUGGUCUGGAGAACUCUUGAAUCUUCGCCAGCUUGCAAAAGAUGACAUUGAUGGAAAAACUCUCUAUGUCAGGCUUGCAGCUUCUGAGUUCUCAAGUUCUAACAGUAAUAAGGGAAUGGUUACUGGGGUGGCUGUGGGUUCAUCGGUUAUGCUAAUUCUCCUUGGCCUGCUUCUAUCAGUAAUCCUGAGAAGGACAAAUAUGAGAAAAACAGACAAGGUAUCAGGAAGUUCGUCUGAGAUAAAAAACAAUGUUGCAGCUGGAGGAGGACAAAACAAUGCACAGCUGAUUUCAUUUAGCUUUAAAAGUAUGUUAGCCGCCACAAAUAACUUUUCUGAAGCAAAUAAACUGGGAGAGGGUGGGUUUGGCCCUGUCUAUAAGGGAAAUCUGCCUGGAGAUCAAGAAAUAGCCAUAAAAAGGCUUUCAAGAAAAUCUGGACAAGGACUAGAGGAAUUUAUGAAUGAGUUGAAACUUAUUGCCAAUCUCCAACAUAAGUAUCUUGUCAGGCUUUUGGGUUGCUGUGUUGAAAGGGAGGAGAAGAUGUUGAUAUACGAGUACAUGCCUAAUCGAAGUUUGGACAAAUUUCUUUUUGAUCCUUUUAAAAAAGCAAAACUGGUUUGGGAAAAACGCUUCAGUAUUGCAGAAGGUGUAGCUCAAGGACUCCUGUACAUCCACAAGUUCUCUAGAUUGAAAGUCAUUCACAGGGACCUAAAGGCAAGCAAUAUUUUGUUGGAUGAAGCAAUGAAUCCCAAAAUUUCAGACUUUGGAAUGGCCAGGAUUUUUGGCAUUAAUCAAACAGAAGCAAAUACCAACCGUGUCAUGGGCACUUAUGGCUACAUGUCUCCGGAAUAUGCAUUUUCUGGGCAAUUUUCAGAGAAAUCAGAUGUAUUUAGCUUUGGUGUGUUCCUGUUGGAGAUUGUGAGUGGAAAGAGGAACACGAGCUUUCAUCGCAGUGGACUUUCUUUCACCCUUCUUAGCUGGGCAUGGGAACUGUGGAAAGAAGGCAAAGCAGAAGAGCUGAUAGAUCCAUCAGUGAAGGAUACGUGCCGUCCUAAAGAAGCUGUAAAAUGCAUCCAUGUGGGGCUGUUGUGUGUUCAAGAGGAUCCAAUUGAACGACCUACAAUGUCUUUGGUGGUUCUCAUGUUGAGCAGUGAUACACAGACGCUUCCAUCUCCCAAAGAACCAGCAUUUCUCAGUCGCAGAGCUGUUGAUCUUUCUUCUGAAAGGCCUAACACUCGUUCCAACAAUGAGCUCACUAUCAGCUUGCCUGAAGGUCGAUAGAAGCUCAGCUCUCAGAUUUUCAAACCAAUAGAAACACUUCACGUAGUCCACAAUUCAAAGUUAAUUAAAAGUAAAUUACAUGUUAAUCCAUAAUUGUAUUAAUACGAAAGGAUUUCAAGCUUAGACUAUAAUAUGAUAGAUUAAAUUUAUCCAAGAAUUUCUUUCAAAAAAAUCAUCCCAUUCAAGAAUUAUAUAUAUAUAUAUAUGAGAAUAUACCAUUUGCUAA